Messenger RNA from Vitis riparia (riverbank grape), 946 nucleotides. RefSeq names its product small heat shock protein, chloroplastic. The record is from RefSeq and is a predicted model, not a curated record. Lineage: Eukaryota; Viridiplantae; Streptophyta; Magnoliopsida; Vitales; Vitaceae. The coding region runs from base 126 to 809 and encodes 227 amino acids. Gene Ontology annotation, biological process: response to heat. The transcript has 2 exons.
UUCAUCCACACCCAUCUCGGGCCAUCUCCCCUCUCUUCAUAUAUGCCACCUUCUCUUCUCUUCCCCCAUCAAUUCUUUCACUCUGAACUCUGCUUUCAGUACAGAUAUCCAUAAAAUCAGUGUCUAUGGCUUCUCUCAAGGCUUUCCCAUUUUCAUCUUCGCCUCUAGCAACCCACAAACCAAGCCCUUCAAAGGGGGUGGCGGGGGCUCCGUGCUCUGCUUUCUUCCCUUCUUCUCGCCAUGGCGGGCGCUCUAGGCUGGCUCUUGUGAGAGCCGAAGCCACGGGAGAGAACAAAGACGCAUCCCUCGACGUCCAGGUGCAUCAAGGCAACAAGGGCGCCACCGCAGUUGAACGCCAGCCUCGUCGUCUGGCUCUGGAUAUCUCACCUUUUGGGCUGUUGGACCCCUUCUCUCCAAUGAGGACCAUGCGCCAAAUGAUGGACGCAAUGGACCGGAUGUUUGAAGAGACGGUGGCAUUCCCCGGCUCGGCGGAGGUGCGCUCGCCGUGGGAUAUUGUGGACGACGAGAACGAAAUCAAGAUGCGGUUCGAUAUGCCGGGGCUGUCGAAGGAGGACGUCAAAGUGUCGGUGGAGGACGACUUGCUUGUGAUAAAGGGGGAGCAGAAGAAGGAAGAAGGUGAGAAAGAUUCAUGGUCUGGGAGCAGCUUCAGCUCCUACAGCACACGCCUGCAGCUACCGGACAACUGUGAGAAGGACAAGAUCAAAGCGGAGCUGAAGAAUGGGGUUCUUUCGAUCUCCAUUCCUAAGACCAAGGUAGAGCGCAAGGUCAUUGAUGUGCAGAUUCAGUGAAAAGCGCCCAUGAGUGUGUUGAAUUUUGUGGUGUUCUCUCUAUAUGCAUAUAUAUAUAUAUAUAUAUAUAUGUAAUCUUGUAUAAUUAAGUGUUUUGAAGUGAGUAUUUAUGAAUGAUAUUGAGGAAGUUCCAGGAA